GACUAAAUGCCAAAAAAGGGAAAACAACUGGCCGUUAACAUUUCCCGCGGACCGUUCAAUGCUACCCAACGAUGCCGUUUUGUCUGUCCUUACCUAACUAUCGUAUCAGUCCACUCCUCCGACACGCCCCUCCGAUUCGUUGCCAGUCCGCACGUGUCAUCAUCGCCGGCGAGUCAAACAUGGCCGCCAACUCACUCCGAGUCGCCGCCGCUCAGAUGACCUCUAUCAACGACCUCGCCGCCAACUUCGCCACCUGCUCUCGCCUCGUCAAAGAAGCAGCUGCCGCUGGAGCAAAAUUGAUAUGCUUUCCAGAAAGCUUCUCCUUUAUUGGUGCCAAAGAUGGGGAUAGUAUCAAAAUAGCGCAACCUUUGGACGGUCCAAUUUUGCAACAGUACUGCUCUCUAGCAAGAGAAUCUGGGAUUUGGUUGUCUCUUGGAGGGUUCCAAGAAAAGGGGUCUGAUGAUGAACAUUUGUUUAACACCCAUGUUGUGGUUGAUGAUGCUGGGAACAUCAGAAGCACUUACAGUAAGAUUUACUUGUUUGAUGUGGAUAUUCCUGGUGGAAGGGCAUACAAUGAAGGCAGCUUUACAGAACCAGGGAAGAAUGUUGUUGCAACAGAUAGCCCGGUUGGACGCUUGGGUUUGACAGUUUGCUAUGACCUGAGAUUCCCAGAGCUAUACCAGCAGCUCAGGUUCCAACAUGAGGCACAGGUUCUAUUGGUCCCUGCGGCCUUCACAAAAGUAACUGGGCUGGCGCACUGGGAGAUUCUUCUACGUGCUCGUGCAAUUGAAACUCAAUGCUAUGUCAUAGCUGCAGCACAAGCUGGACAGCAUAAUGAUAAAAGAGAAAGCCACGGCGAAACUUUAAUUAUUGAUCCAUGGGGAACAGUUGUUGGCCGACUGCCUGAUCGAAUGUCAACAGGGAUUGCUAUAGCUGAUAUUGAUCUCUCUUUGAUCGAUUCAGUGAGAGAAAAGAUGCCAAUUGCCAAGCACCGGAAGCCCGUUGAGUUCUGGAAAUCUGCAUCUCUAUGAUUUGCGAGAUGGUUUGCCCUGUGUACUCUAUUACUCAAAAUGAUAUCUCAGAGCCAUUUUGAACUUCUGUCAGAUAAAGAAUAAUGCAGCAAAUUGAAUAUUUUGGAUGCUACCAUAGUGUCAGUUAUGGCCUUUCCCCUUUCACCAAUAAACAAACAUCAAUAUCAAUGUAGGAUCGAACUAUACAUUCUUCUACUUCAGCAUAUGGAUUGUUGUAUUAGACUGGUCUUACUUUAAGAGAAAAAGAAUACAUUUUUCGAGAGAAUAUGUUCAUAAAA
This is a messenger RNA of Prunus avium (sweet cherry), 1309 nucleotides long. Lineage: Eukaryota; Viridiplantae; Streptophyta; Magnoliopsida; Rosales; Rosaceae. The record is from RefSeq and is a predicted model, not a curated record.